This is a messenger RNA of Ambispora gerdemannii, 495 nucleotides long. Lineage: Eukaryota; Fungi; Glomeromycota; Glomeromycetes; Archaeosporales; Ambisporaceae. The record is from the annotation of a GenBank genome assembly.
AUGUCUUAUCAAAACCCCUCAACUUUUGCUCCUUACUCACCGCCGCCAGACGAAAGUAAAACAUAUCGGUACACUCCAGUUCCAAGUGGUAGUGGUAGUAAUGCACAUGCUUCUUCGGCGUCUACUUCUGCAGCAGCAGCUUCCAGCUCAACUUCAACAGCACCUUUUGCUGGAGUACAUCAAGCUACAGGACAGGCACCCUCAAACCAAAUAAAGGUCAACACAUAUGAAACAGAUUUGCCUAUAAGGGUUGAUUUUGCCGCGGCAAUGACUUAUAUACUUGGAUGCAUCACGGGCGUGAUGUUUUUAAUUCUGGAACAAAAGAAUGAUUACGUUCGGUUUCAUGCUUGGCAGCUUAGUUUUCUAUUAUUAUUAGUUGAAUUGGGUUUAAUUGGGUUUCUCGCAUAUCGCGCAUAUGUUGAUGGGGCAACUUUAGAGCGAUAUGAGGUCCCAUAUUUUGGACCAUUGGCUAGUUUAUGGGUCGACAAUGAAUGA